UUUUCGGAAUUUAAAAUAAGUAGAUACGAUUGCCCAGUACACAUGGUUGCCAUUUAAUCUCCAGAUUUUUUUAUAUAUGCGACGUGGACCCAAAAUAGUAUUAUGUCUUGUAAUCUCUGACAGUAGACCAAGAGCAUACAUACUUGUUCAAAGUAUUAUACACCCAAUAAAAAAGGUGCAAAUCUAAAAUAUUUAAUCUUUUUUUAUAGUUUACCUGAGCGACAAUGUUAAAAGUUACUUUUAAACGCUGGGUAGUGAAUUUUUAGAUCCACAAUACGUUGAAUGUGAGAUUUUAAAAAAUAAUUAAGAUAUAACAAUCUACUUUUUAUUCUCAUAGUUUUAAGAAGUCAAAAGAAUACUAACAAAUAGCUGAAAUUAUUUAAAAAAAAUAUCGUAUCACGUAGAUUCUUAUGGUAACAUAAAAUACUCUCUCUACUCAAUGAAAAAAAAAAGCUAACAAUGCUGCUCAAAUUACUCAAUAAACAGGUUCGUUUUUUGCAAUAUUUUAUGUGUUACACUAAUUUUAUGUAUGUACCUAGUACUUUUGACUAAGGCUGUCAAUAUAAACCUAGGUAAUAUCCUAGACUAAAGUCUAGACUAAGGAUAGUAAGUCUUGUAGUCUAGCUUAAUAUUUAAAAAACUCAUAACCUAAUAACGAAUUUAAUGUGCAUGGUAAAAUCUUUGCUGCGCAUGUGCAGCGGAGACGGUGGAGCCUCGAAAGCACUCGAAAGUGCAGCGUCAUUGGCAAGGCGAGCCAUUGUAUUGUAUUGCUCUAUGACACUAUGAGUCUGUGGUAGAGACCUAAAACUAAGGAAUGUAAGUAAAACUCUCGUAGAGACUACGGAGCGUAGUCAACUAGGUUGUUGUUUUACCUCUGUUUUAUUUAAGCUUUUUUCAAGCGACCAUAAUUAUUUAUGUUCAAAUGCGGUCGUUCCGAUGAUCCGUCCAUUGGACAUCAUUUUACGAUCUGUGUCAAAGCCUUUUGCGUAUUAGUUUAGGCCGGACCGCGUGGGGUUACCAGAUCCAGGUUCUAAAAUAAGCGCUACAAAGUGUAGUAGCACAUAGGUAUGUCGUAUUUUAAUUUCAUUUUAGAACUAAAACAAAACACCCCUUUCGCAUUGGCUGUGUAAGUGCGGGCCAAGUUAGUACCUGGGUAGAUUCGUCUAUGUCAAAAAUCUCAGAUUUAACUAUCAGAUUGCUUAAGUUAUUGUUCUAUGUGAAAUCCCUUCUCGUCUGGCUACUGGGGUGUAACGAUGACAUACUAUUAAAAAAACUGACGCGAUGACCGAUGAGCUACUCCAGUUGAUUCUUGGAGAAUUAAUCCAACACUAAUUUGAUAGAGUAAAUGCGUCAUGCUUGAACCAGGGUAUGAUGUGGAUCACCAGCAUUUUUCAAAGAACGUUUUUUGGUAUCGAGUCUAUAAUCAGCGGAUUACAUACCUACCUUACCCUCAUCGCGGCCUGCACAUAUUAGGUAACGAGGACUAUUUUUGAUUUCGUUGACACGCGAUGUGUUUUUUAGCUAGCUGUGAAAGCUCAUUUACUAGAACAAAUAUUACGCGAGAUUAAAUUGGGUUAAACCUGGAAUAAAAAUGUUAUUAUGACAUGAUCAUUAACCCUUUAAUACUAUUUAAAAAAUAUAUAAGCAAGUAAUAAAAUAUAUUGAAACCAAAGCUUUGGGAUAAUCUUAAUCGUAAUUGAUGUGUCUACUUAUGUUGAAUCCAGGAUGGGGCAUCCCUUCCCCCAUGCCCCUAAAGUAACGGCUAAACUUUUUUAAUCCGGGAAAAUAUAUAGCGUGACUUUUAUAACGGAAAAGUUAAUCCAGGAAAACAUUCUUAUGGGGGCGGAGCCCCGGGCCAAAGCGAAGUAUAUUUUAUGAAUUGAAUGCUACGACACAAAAUAAUAUGCAUCCAUAUUAUAAUAACAGUCAAUGGAAUAAAAUAGUCUCCAUUUCCAUCACAUUUAUUUUUUCUAAAAAACAUUUUCAACGGGUGUUGAGUAUCUAUUGUAGUGCUCGUAGUACGCUAUAGGUACUAAUCGUACUUAAUACGACCCCUGGAUAGACGGCAGUAUUGGUGACGAAGCCUCCCACUGAAAGUCAUCCCUUACCUCCUUCCCCUAGUUAGAAACAGGCCGCUAAGCAACACCGUGAGCAGACGGUUCUAUUGGUUAACUAGACAUUCCGCAAAGAAACCCGGAGCCAUCUCUAAUGCGUCUAAAAUGCUCGCUGCCGGUUUUGAUUGGUAGGCUGAUGUAGGUGUACUUUCUACCUAUGGUGUAUUCUCGUUCUCGUUCUCUCGCCCCUACGGUUUCUCAAUGUUUAUUAACGUUCCAGGCAGCUUAACGCUAGCUCGUAAAACGGGUGAUUCAAACAUAAAGCGCUCAUUGACAUUGGCGGCUGACGCAAGACGGCACUUAGUGACAAAUGCACUUUUCCCGCCAAAACAAUCGGAGGCUAAAUUAAUUUAUAGCCUGGCUGUAGUUAGUUGGGUUGGUUAUAAUUUGAAACUGGUCACACUGAUUAAAAAGCUGAGAAUUGAUUUUUGAUUGCGAGGUGCUGCGGUGCAUCGUAUGGGCGUGCUGUUUGCUGAGAUUGUGUUCCUGCUUCGUACCAGGAAAAUAUUUCGAUCGAACAGCGAAGCCUGUUCGAAAGCUUAGUCACGUAACGCUAACUGGACAUGGAGAGCGCUGCGGAUAUCCAGCCACACGCGGUUGCAGAAUCCGAGAGCGUUCCUCAGUGCUCGGCGACUUUGAAAAUUGAAGAUGUUCAGGGCAAUGGUGCUCAGGAGGCUCCAGAAACUUCGGCUGUUCAGGAAAAUCAAGAGGCUGCGGAGAGUCAGGAGACUGAUGGCGCUCAGGAAACUCAGGAACCUCAGGAGAUACCGACGGAUCAGGAGGCUCCGAAUGCUCAGGAGGAUUCAGUUGUACAAGAGAAUCAAGCGCCUGAGACAAACAAUACUUCUAACAAAAGCUUUGACCGAGCUAGCCUUAAAGAAUACAGAAAAACACUGUCAGUUGGAGAAUGGAGUCCAAUAGAAAAUGAUUCUGGUGUCCUGACAGCCCUCCUCAAGGAAUUAGGCGUCAAAGGAGUCCGAAUGGAAGAAUUAUGGAGCGUCAAAGAACGUGAUUUUCAGAACAUAAGACCUGUGCAUGGCCUCAUCUUCUUAUUGAAACACCCGCCUUUGGUAGCGACUCUACCGAAAUUAGGCUAUACUGACGCUUUGGAUACAUUUUACUUUGCUAAACAGGCGGUCAACAAUGCGUGUCCAACUCAAGCAAUGCUCAGUAUAGUGAUGAAUAUUGACCAUCCUGACGUAGAAUUGGGCGAAGAAUUGAAGAAACUAAAGAACUAUAGCACGAUACAUGAGCCAUUGAUGCGCGGUAUCAUCCUCGGAGAUGCGACAGCGAUUCGCAACGCUCACAAUGCUGUGGCUGAGCGGUAUGCACUGGAGGUGGACAACCAAACCUCUGCCAAGGUGGAUGUUCAACACCAUUUUAUAUCGUACAUGCCCAAGGGAGACAGUGUAUACGAAAUGGACGGCCUUAAAGAUAUGCCUUUCAAUAUGGGCCAUAUAUCACCCGAUGAGGACUGGCUGGAGCUCAUCCGACCUAUCAUCAUGCAUAAGAUUUGCUUCUUCAUGGACAAGAACAUCUUCUUCACCAUCAUGGCCGUGGUGUCAGACAAACGAACGGUUUAUGAAAAUGAACUCAUGGGUCUUUUGGACGAGUCCGAAUUGAAUGUAAAGAAUAAAGAUUUUAAAAUGCGGCGCUUGAAGACGCUGAUUGAGUACGAGACGGUUAAGGAGCAGAAGUUUAGACUGGAAAAAGCGCACUCGUGUCACAAGUAUUACCCGUAUCUUCUAGCGCUGUACAAGCUGAAGAAGAAGGAGAAGUUAUUGCGCAAACAACUAGAUCAGUAUAAAGUUCCGAAACCGUAAACAAACUGACGGAUUUCGCAAAUGAGUCCGUCCUUUGUACUCCCUACCAACGAGGACAUUGCAUCCAUUGUAACGGACUAAUACUUAAUAUAAAGAGAUCAAGACUGUCAGCAUACGAUGGAACAGUGGACCCACAGGGGCAACAUUCGGACGAAUGUAGGGACAACUCGUCUGAAAAAAGAUCUGCAAAGAUUUCUGAUCGGUUGCAGGAAUAUUGGACAUUUCAAUCCGCUUAUUUCAACGAAAGGCGGGUGUGUAACGGCCCCUUAUAUUUGGGAUAGGUGAAAUACGUUUCCUUCGUAGCAUGCCAAAAUGAAUUUACGUGUAAUAAUAUAAGGGUAAAAACAUUAUUAAGUAUUUAAAAGGUAAAGUUAGAUUCGCUUGACUGAUUUUUCCUGCAUUAGAAACUAAGCUGGUAUCCUUUCUGACAGCUACUGUCUUAGACGUACAACGGAACCCAUGUCACAUCGUUAAAUUUUUUUCAGUAUGCACAAAACCGUAUUUUGGAGUUUUGAUAUCUUACAGCUUAGUACAUAUUUGCGUAAAAAUAAAUAGCCAAAUUUCAAUUUAAAAAUAAAUUGUAACGUCUAACCGAUAAAUUUCUCCCAUGCGUGUUAUUACGCACUAUUUUCUAAUAUCACUUAAAACGUAGCACAGGUAUUUGACCAUAAUACUUGCUUUUAUGCCAUAGUUUAUUCGCACAUAUUUGAUAAUUAUGAUGUAAUAAUAAAGCCGAUAGGGCGUAUAUUAUAAAUGUCUAACAUUACCCCGAGUUUGGAACUCUCUAAGCAUUGGUGUAGCUAUAAACUUUCUAUAGAGGGACGGCUGUAGGUAGCAAUAAAAGCUGUCCAAACUCAACAAAAGACCUGCACUAGGUGAGGUCGCUGUAAGUGUAAGCCCUUUUUUCACCCCCGUGCCCGAAAUAAAUACGGGGUUAUCUAUUAGUAAGUAACUUAGUGGCAACAUAUAAUAAUAAUUGGUCUGAUUGUCUCCAUAUCUCAUGCAUGCAUACCAUUUUAAAUACAGUAUGCAUUUUUAUGUUUAGUAAUAGUAGUUAGAAUCCGGAUAGUGGAUGGAUAAAUAAAAAAUAAAACUCUGAUAAAUUAUUACAUAAAUUUAUUGUCUACCAGUAAUGACGCGCUACAGCUCGGCACGACGCCGCGCUGAUCACAUACAGAUCUCACAAAAGCAGUUGGCGAACAUUUGGCGAAUAGUUUGUGAAUAUUUCUUAGAGCUCUCCAUUACAUCUUUAUAACAGUGAUCUCGUGAGUGGUUAGUAUGUAGUGACAUGGUAAUAUAUAAUAAUAUGUAGCCUUUACACUAUUCAUUAACUUGUCUCAUUGAUAUAUAAACGUUAAAAAUAAU
Manduca sexta (tobacco hornworm) is the source of this 5302-nucleotide messenger RNA. Its product is annotated as ubiquitin carboxyl-terminal hydrolase isozyme L5. Gene Ontology annotation, molecular function: cysteine-type deubiquitinase activity. Gene Ontology annotation, biological process: ubiquitin-dependent protein catabolic process; protein deubiquitination. Lineage: Eukaryota; Metazoa; Arthropoda; Insecta; Lepidoptera; Sphingidae. The transcript is spliced from 8 exons. The record is from RefSeq and is a predicted model, not a curated record. Gene Ontology annotation, cellular component: cytoplasm. The coding region runs from base 2678 to 3937 and encodes 419 amino acids.